CAUUCCAAGGCGUUCAUUUUUGAUUUUGUGUAGGUCAUCAUCCACAGGCCGUCCGAAUCCACUGCAGCGUGAUUUCUGCAUAAUUGCCGACGUUAAUUACAGGAUGAGUACGCGAGCAGCCCACUCCGCGUACAGCACCAUGCCCUCCACGGAGCACUGCGCACGCUCCUUAAUGACCGCCGCCUGCCGGGCGGCCGAACGCGGCGACCAGCUGGAAGCCAGCAAUCUGUACCGCAACGCCGGCAACUUCUUUAAAAUUGCCCGCCAAUGGGAGGCCGCCGGCGUCGCCUACCGCGACGCCGGCCAGCUGAAAGCGCCGCUGGAGGCGGACGACAGCACCGGCCCGUCCCGGACCACCGGCGCCCCGCUCAGCACGGCCAGCGGUCUGCUGACGACGGCCAGCGACUGCUUCGUCAAAGCGGACCAGCACCGCGAGGCGGAGACCUGUCUGCUGCUGGCGGCCGAACUCCUGACGUUCGCCGGGGACUUCUUCACGGCCGCCGGGCACUACGCCGUCCUGGGGCAGCUGGUAGUGCCACGGGACAUGGACGCCGGGACUGGGCACUUCGAGGAGGCGGCCCGGUUGUACGAGAUCGGGGAGUCGGCGGGUCACUACCACUCCGACCGGGCUUGGCUGACGGUGGCCGAAUUAUUAGCGCGCCAAGGGUACUACAAGCGGGCUAUCGAGAUCUACGAAGACGUUGGCCAGCGCAACACCCCGGCCAACGCCCCCGACACCUACUUCACCUUCCCCACUACCGGCGUCGGCGCUCGCCUGUACGCCAACGCGGACAUGGCCUACUACGCGUACUUCCGGGCGGUAGUGUGCCACCUCGUCCGCGAUGGACCGUUGGACGCCAAGAUUGCCGUGGCGCGCUACGAGGACCGGAUGCCGGCAUUCCGCAGCAGUCAGCAGCGCGGCAUCUUGCGCCAGGCGAUGGGACACGCGGAGGAUCAGUUUACGGCGAAGAACGUCGAGCAGCUGCUGACGGCCGACGCCGCGAGCAGCGGAAUCGUUGCGCAGUGCGCCGCGGGGAGCCCCCCGAGUAACUACCGCGCCUACCGCCUCCUGAGUGAAUGGAGCCGGAUGAUGAUGGGCCGCGCACUGCAGCGGCUGUGGGCUACCGAAUACGACCGUGCGCGUGAAUGACGGCGCCACGAUUUUCCUCGGAGAA
Paramacrobiotus metropolitanus is the source of this 1175-nucleotide messenger RNA. RefSeq names its product alpha-soluble NSF attachment protein-like. The coding region runs from base 104 to 1150 and encodes 348 amino acids. NCBI's taxonomy places the organism in Eukaryota, Metazoa, Tardigrada, Eutardigrada, Parachela, Macrobiotidae. The record is from RefSeq and is a predicted model, not a curated record. Gene Ontology annotation, biological process: intracellular protein transport. The transcript has 2 exons. Gene Ontology annotation, molecular function: soluble NSF attachment protein activity; syntaxin binding. Gene Ontology annotation, cellular component: SNARE complex; vacuolar membrane.